AUGUUUGUUUGUUUGUGAAAGAACCGCGCAUGUGCCACCAUGCGGUGCUGAUGGUCGAGCCACACACUGCGUGGAAAGCGUGUGUAUCAUGAAGCAUCAUGGCGUCCAAAACAACUAUUGAAAUGGACGCGGGAGAACCAAGCGAACAUAAUUCUGCCAUAGUUUUUGUAUAUGAUCGAAGAAGAGGAAAUGCACCUGAGAAAAAGAUAGCACUUGCAGGACUAUUUAGUUAUGAAGCCUUUAAAGCUAAGAUUAUUGAGGAAUUUGGCUUGACACAAAAAGAUCACUUUGUUAUUGUCACAACCACACGACAAGAAGUGACAAAUGAGACAUACGACAAUUUAGUAGAAGAUAGGGAUACCCUGUAUCUUCUUUUUAGUGUGAAGCAAGAGUUAUCCGCCCCAGCGCAAGAAAGGGUCGACUAUCAGCCUCACUAUGACACUCUCGUGAAGAGUGGCAUGUACGAGUAUUACGCCAGUGAAGGUCAAAACCCAUUACUAUUUUGA
Molecule: messenger RNA, 506 nt
Organism: Anneissia japonica
Lineage: Eukaryota; Metazoa; Echinodermata; Crinoidea; Comatulida; Comatulidae
Product: structural maintenance of chromosomes flexible hinge domain-containing protein 1-like
Exons: 4
Coding region: 99-506 (135 amino acids)
Biological process (GO): double-strand break repair
Source: RefSeq, a predicted model, not a curated record